Molecule: messenger RNA, 2826 nt
Organism: Sclerotinia trifoliorum
Lineage: Eukaryota; Fungi; Ascomycota; Leotiomycetes; Helotiales; Sclerotiniaceae
Source: the annotation of a GenBank genome assembly
AAGGGAUCUUGGUUCCAAAGAAGAAAGCAAGGCAGCGUCAUACAUAUACCUACCUACUUACCUCAAUCAGUCAAUCAGUCAAUCAAUCAGUAAUCACUCAAUUAAUCACCUAGUAAUUUAUGGUUGUCCCUUUCCCCCUCACAGCCUCCUCAAAUAUUUUGAACUUUCCAAAAAUCUUCAACUUCAUCUUUUUCUUGUUCUGAGAAAAAAAAAGAGAAAAUCAAAUAAUUACAUUGUCCUCCACAAAGCAAAAUAAUUUCAAGGGCCACGCGAAUCUUUUGUCUACAGUAACACGAGGUCAAAUCAGCUAAGAACCGAGCGUCCCUUCAACUACAACUUCAAACUACUCAUCCCAACACAUCAAUUCUUAAUAUCUGAGCUCCAUUGCCACCACCAUAACACAAUGUCAUCCUCGGCUUCGCUCAAGAAUGCCACGGUUCAACCUAAGUUUUAUCACUCGCCACCUUUCAGUACGGACGCUCCGGGCUACAAACCCGUACAAGGUGAGACUAUUCCAAGAAGACAUCCUUUGACAGUCAACAAGCUCGCGACUCGCCCUUCGGAAGAUGUUUCAACCGUUUUCGAUAUAAUCAAGCGAAGCUCCGAGAAGUAUGGCAAUGCCAAAGCUGUCGGGAGUCGAACAUUGAUCAAGACUCACCAAGAAGUGAAGAAGGUGAAGAAAAUGGUCGAUGGUGAACAACGAGAAAUCGAUAAGAAAUGGACAUACUUUGAACUCAGCGAGUACAAAUACUUGAGUUUCGCAGAAUAUGAGAGAUUAAUCUUACAAAUUGGGGCUGGUUACAGAAAGCUUGGGUUGAAGAAAGAGGAUCGAGUGCAUAUUUUUGCUGCAACAAGUGCUCAUUGGUUAGCAUGUGCCCAUGGCGCGGUAUCUCAAUCAAUGCCAAUUGUCACCGCAUAUGAUACGUUGGGAGAGGAAGGCCUCAAACACUCUCUGGUUGCAACCAGAGCCAAAGCUAUCUUUUUGGAUCCUCAUCUACUACCAACUUUGAUCAACCCCCUCAAGGAAGCUAAAGACAUUCAAUACGUUAUCUGGAACAGUCAGAAUGAGGUCAAGCAAGAGAACAUCGAUAACCUCAAGAAGGCACAUGAGAAGCUGAAGAUUUUGAGCUUUGAAGAGUUGCGAAAGCUUGGUGAAGAAAACCCCGUCGAACCAGUAGCUCCCGCUCCGGAAGAUUUGUGCUGCAUCAUGUAUACCUCAGGUUCUACCGGACCACCAAAGGGUGUGCCAAUUAAGCACAAAGCAGUUGUCGCAGCUGGUGAGUUUAUCCUGUUGAAUAUAAGAUACGUACUUGUACUGACUAGCGCUUGCGCUUCUUAUAGUCGCUGGUGUUAACGUAAUUGUCGAGCCAUAUCUUGGUCCUGGUGACGGCCUUUUGACGUACCUUCCCCUAGCCCAUAUUCUCGAGUUUGUCUUCGAAAAUGCUUGUUUAUACUGGGGUGGAACUAUGGGUUACGGAAACCCCAAGACCCUGUCGGAUACAUCAGUCAAAAAUUGCAAGGGAGAUAUUCGAGAGUUUAAGCCGACUGUAUUAGUUGGUGUUCCCGCUGUGUGGGAGUCGGUCAAAAAGGGUAUCGUUGCCAAAGUCAACGGUGGAAGUCCAAUCGUCAAAAAUCUGUUCUGGGGUGCACUUUGGGCCAAGAAUAACCUUUUACGUUACGGUCUUCCGGGUGCUGAGGUUUUAGAUGCUCUGGUAUUUAAGAAAGUCAAGGAUGCUACUGGUGGAAGACUAAGAAUUUGCUUGAAUGGUGGUGGACCAAUCGCCAAAGAUACUCAGCGAUUUAUUUCCAUGGCCAUUACACCGAUGAUUAACGGAUAUGGAUUAACGGAGACCACGGCUAUGGGUGCUUUGAUGGAUCCUAUGGAAUGGACUGAUGAAGCAUUAGGUGAUAUUCCUGGUUGUAUUGAAAUCAAGCUUGUAGAUUUCCCAGAUGCUGGAUAUUAUGCGACGAACAAGCCAAACCCUCAAGGAGAAAUUUGGAUCAGAGGAGAUACUGUCAUGGAAGGCUACUAUGAGAAUCCUGAAGAGACAGCAGAAGCUUUGACUGCAGAUGGAUGGUUUAAGACUGGUGAUAUUGGGGAGUGGGACAAGAACGGCCAUCUCAAUAUUAUUGACCGAAAGAAGAACUUGGUCAAAACUCAAAAUGGAGAAUACAUCGCACUCGAGAAACUCGAAUCUAUUUAUCGCUCAGCUACCGUGGUAGCGAAUAUCUGCGUUUAUGCUGAUUCACAGAGAACCAAGCCUGUUGCUUUAAUCGUUCCAGCUGAGCCUGCAUUGAAGAAACUUGCCGAAAAGGUUGGCGUCCAAGGGUCUAGUUUGGAGGAAUUGAUACACGAGAAGAAAAUUCAAGAUGCUGUUCUGAAAGAAUUACAAGCGGCUGGCAAGGCAGGUGGAUUAUCGGGAAUUGAAAUCAUUGAAGGUGUUGUCUUGUCCGAUGAAGAAUGGACUCCUCAAAGUGUCAGUAUCUCCCCUUUCUCUUCCAUGAUUGCAUGCUAACAUUAAUAGGGAUUGGUAACUUCGGCACAAAAACUGCAGCGAAAGAAGAUUUUGGAGAAGUACAAGAAGGAAGUCGAUGCUGCAUAUGCUAGAAAUAACUAGGCGCUUUUGAUCGGUUUGGCAAUGGUUUACGAGGAAUACGAGAAAAUCUGUGGUCUCGAUGUGUUUCGUUGUGGUGGUUUGCAAUUGUAUAAUAGCCUGGCAUAUGGGUAGUAUAGGCAGGCUUUGCUUAUUCUAUUUUAGAUUUCUCUAUGAAAGCGCGAUGUAUCUAAUUCUAUACAUUGAUUAUUUUGAUAUGUGAAGAUCUCCC